AUGGCAAUUUUUGAAAAUAUUAUUAAAUUUUUGAAUAAAAACAAUAAAAUAAAUAUGGAAAAUACCAUUUAUUCAAAUCCCAAUGACAAAUAUAAUAAUAAUUUUAAUAAUAAUAAUAAUAUUCAAAAAUGGAAAAUGCCCACUAUUAUAUUUUUAGGACCAGUCCAAGUUCCUGCUUAUAUAUAA
This is a messenger RNA of Dictyostelium discoideum AX4, 186 nucleotides long. RefSeq lists its product as hypothetical. The record is from RefSeq and is a predicted model, not a curated record. Lineage: Eukaryota; Evosea; Eumycetozoa; Dictyosteliales; Dictyosteliaceae. The coding region runs from base 1 to 186 and encodes 61 amino acids. The transcript is spliced from 2 exons.